Molecule: messenger RNA, 1587 nt
Organism: Rhipicephalus sanguineus (brown dog tick)
Lineage: Eukaryota; Metazoa; Arthropoda; Arachnida; Ixodida; Ixodidae
Product: venom metalloproteinase antarease-like TtrivMP_A
Exons: 14
Coding region: 116-1561 (481 amino acids)
Biological process (GO): membrane protein ectodomain proteolysis
Molecular function (GO): metalloendopeptidase activity
Source: RefSeq, a predicted model, not a curated record
UCCAUGUAGAGCUAGUGCUUACAAGCUGCACGUUUAUUUUCUUUUCGUGCAAUAAAAACAGGAUGAUCGUAAUCCAAAUAUUACUUUACGUCUUUCUACAAUUGCAUCAGACGGAAUGCGCGAAACUUAUCGGGGGCCAACAAAUUGUUUUCCUGAGAUGCUAGAAAGACGGAGUGCUAAUGGUGCCAAGGUGCUGAAAAUCGCAGAUCUUACACUGAAUCUUGAGAAGAGUUCGAUUCUGAGCAAGAACUUUCUUCUUCGGACUUACGAAGAUAAGGUCAUGAAGCACACCUACCAUGACGGCGAAAUACUAGAACAAGACCUUUACCAUGACAUCAAUCAUUUGGCUUCGGUUAUGGUGUCUGAUGAUAGAGGACUUCAAGUGGAAGGUGUGCUGGGACCGAAUCUGGGAAUAAAGCCUCUAAUGGACGAAAGAAGUGUGGACGGGAGAACUGCGCAUGUUCUGUAUGAACUUUCUGACGACACAAGUCCCAAUGGCGCAAAUAUUGGUGUUCAGUGGAACAGUCAGGUGUCCAGCGGAAGAAACAUUUCUGAACGAAAUGACAAAGCCGAUGGCGGAAAUGCUGAAGCACGCCCGGAGCUACUGGUGGCUGUAGACAGCACGUUUCGAAGCAAGUUUUCAAGUGUUCUAACAAUUAUGAGAUACUUAAUUAUUUGUAUAAAUUCGGUCAACGUAAGGUACAUGACAGUACGUGGUAUCAAAAUACGACUCCUGCUUCAAGCAAUCGAAAUUUUCGACGUCACUGACUCUGGUUCUGCUCAGGUAUACACGGAAGAAUUUUUAUACCGCGUGGACGAGCUUCUUGCCGGGUAUCGGACCCUGGAAACUUUUCAAGAAUAUGUGGAGCGAAACCCGCACAAAUAUGACGUGUAUGACGCCGUAUAUCUCAUUACUGGGCUUAACAUGGCACAAUACAACGGAUACCACUGGGAUCUCGAAUUGCAGGGAAUCGCGUAUGUGGCAGGAGCAUGCAGCAACCGCAAAGUCGGAAUCGGUGAAGACAGAGUUGGGACUUUCUUAGGAGUGCGAAUAACAGCUCAUGAAAUCGCACAUUUGAUGGGAUGCCCCCACGAUGGGCAGUUCUUUCAGUCGUAUUCAUCUGUGGACUGUCCCUGGAACCACGGCUACAUUAUGAGCUACAAAAUUCAAGACAGCAACAGCAUGAAGUUCUCUUCAUGUUGCCAGAACAACAUAUGGCGGUUUAUACACUACGGCUCAGGAAGCUGUUUACUACAACUGCGUUCAAAACGUACAAUAAAGAAGAAAAACUUCACUGCUGAACUGCCCGGAAGACUUGUUAAAGACUUGUGCAAGGCUUCCUAUCCCGAAGUGUCAGAAACUUAUCUUAUCGAGAAUGAAGGUAGACGUGAGUGCCAAGGACGUUGCCACAUGCCUGAACACAUAUGGCGCUUGGGAUACAAGGUGGCGAUUUUUCCCGACAACACUCGUUGCAGCGAAGGCAAGAAGCCUAAAAUUUGCAUAAAUGGUCAGUGUACGGAAAAGAAGCCAAGAUAUUCAAGUUAUCGGCCAUAUAAAUAAUAAACUGACUAAAACUAAGCACGGGA